Messenger RNA from Saccostrea echinata, 1643 nucleotides. Its product is annotated as growth hormone secretagogue receptor type 1-like. Bases 251 to 1423 code for a protein of 390 amino acids. NCBI's taxonomy places the organism in Eukaryota, Metazoa, Mollusca, Bivalvia, Ostreida, Ostreidae. Gene Ontology annotation, molecular function: G protein-coupled peptide receptor activity. Gene Ontology annotation, biological process: neuropeptide signaling pathway. The record is from RefSeq and is a predicted model, not a curated record. Gene Ontology annotation, cellular component: membrane. The transcript has 2 exons.
AUUUGAUAAAAUCCAACUGAGGGCUUUGAUAUUGUGCGAAUCUUUACUUUGUUUAGGCUAAAAGGCAGUGUUUAUCAACAUCCUCGUGCUACAAAAUAUAACCGGCGAGAAAGUGUAUCGUUUCUCUCCUUACUCAAGAAGUGCUGCAUUUCUAAAAAUUCAAGUGUCUUAUAUAUCGACUGGAUUAGUGGUUAUUUUCCCUGAGUUUUUAGGAAACUGAAAUGAACAGAGCGUAAACAUGUGAUAGGAAAUGCAUGAUCGGGAAACAAAAUUGGGAACCCAUCAAACGGGAAACUUUUUGACCAGAAUGUCGAUAGGCGGCAUGGACAUAAAUCCAAACCUUACUGAAAGAGAUGAUACGAAAGAAGUGACGGAUGAGGAGACUCUUUUGAAUUACAAAAACGACGAAAAUGCUGUGCUUUUGUUACCAGUGAUAUGUUUUGUUUUCCUGUUAAUAAUUGUUGGAGGAAUCGGAAACAGCAUUGUGUUUUAUGUUUACAAAUCUAAAAGUAAAUCAACAACGAAGGGAGUUUUUAUUUCCGUGUUGGCCGUAUUCGAUCUCAUGAAUUGUUUAAUUGUGAUGCCUUUUGAAAUUUACGACCUCAGAAAUCAAUACAGAUUCACAUCUGGGGAUUUCUGUAAGACUAUGAGAUUUGUUGAGUUUUCAAUUGUUCUUGCUGCCGGGUUUACCCUUGUAGCUGUGGCUAUAGACAGGUACAUGAACCUUUGUGUCAGAAGUUCCCGAAUUUUAUUCACUCCCAGCCGUGCUAAGAGAGCUUGCUGCAUUUGUGUAGGACUAAGCAUCCUCUUUUCUUGGCCCAUAGUGAUGUUUGCGGGACUCGAACCUUCACCCGUGCGGGGAGUCAAUGUAACAAUCAAUGGGUUUGAAUGUUCAAGUUUUAGUGAUGAAUCAAUCAAUGCUCGUAUAUAUCUUUAUAUACUUAACAUCGUGUUUAUACUCUCCCUUGUGUUAAUGAUAAUUUUAUACUCUCUGAUAGGAAUGAAGUUGUAUCGUAGGAGGAGAGGAUCUUUUCACGAUGGAUUAAUUUUCAUGAAGGACACUUCCGAAUCUCAAAAAUUCCAGGACAACCAUUCGGACAUGAACAUUGAGCGUUGUGGAUAUGCCAUUGGGAAAAGAGGUAUUCGAAUGAAAGGCUCGACUCUCAUAUUCUACUCGGUGACAAUCGUAUUUAUUAUUGGUUUUCUCCCUCAUCUGAUAACGAGGGUGCUGAAAAUUACCCAUACUGCCUUCCUAGAGGUCAACAAAGGAAACUCUACAGAGGUGGCGUAUAAUUUUCUGAUAAGGUCUUAUAUGAUCAAUUCUGCAGCUAACCCGUUUAUUUACAGUAUUAUCCAUGAACGAUUUAGACAGGAAAUUGUCCGAACCUGCCGGAAGUGUGUGAGAUUAUUCAGAAGCAAUUGAAAGCUUUAAGACUUCAAUCAGGUUGUCUGAGGCUAUUCUAUUUGAAGGUUCUGGUUAAAAUGUGAUAAAAUUUGUGUUUAAAUGAGGACUUUUCCUGAGAUGUGAGAUUAAAGUUAUAUUAUACUCUUUUUAAGUAAAUUUAUAAUAUUAGAUAUUUUGCGAUACGUUCAAUAAAAAUGUUAGAAAAAAUAUUAGUACACGACCAUAUAUCAAAUCGUAA